CACGCGUCCACGCCCCCAUUUGAAAUCACACGCCUCGCCUCGCCUCGCCCUCCAUCGAGAUGGCCGAUCCCAACGGCCGCCGCCGCCUCCCCACCGGUGAUCCAGAUCAAGCCAACGCCUCCCCGUCCCGGCGAGUCUCCGCCGUCGAUGGCGUCACCGGCGGCGAGGGCAGGCCCACCUACUCCCACUUCCCCCCCGGCGCGUACGAGCCGACGGACGUGGCCUACGGCAUCCGCGACGCGGCCAACGACGAGCGGGCGCGGGCGCGGGCUCGGGCUCGCCAUGACCAGGGUGGCGGGGCUCAUGACCACCACCACGACCGGCCCCGGCAAGACCAGCGCGGCGAGGCUCACCUCCACGACCUCCCCGGCGAGAAGAGCGAGGUCCCCGACGUCGGUCCAUCUGACCAACAGGGGAAGGAAGCCUCCGACACCGACAUGGCUCCAUUGGCGGCGCUGGCAAAGAGAUCCUACGACGUCAACUUCCCGCCGCUGCACGAGCACCGCGCCGCCCCCUUCCCCGCCCCGGCACCCGCAUUCGCACCCGCACCGGCGGGCACCAUGGGAUCCUCUUCCGCACAGGUGCAGGGUGACGGGGCUCCUGACAAUCACGACCACGACCCACGUCACCUACCCCGGCAAGACCAGAGCGGCGGAGCUCACCCCGACGACCUCCACGGCGAGAAGACCAUCGGUUCAGGCUCCGAUAUCCUCGACGACUCCAAGAGAGGAAUGAUCAACGCCGGUCCCCAACACGGCCGCAUCACCACCUCCAAUGGCGGCAGCGGCAGCGGCAGCGACAAGGGCAAGGGGGUCUCCUACGCCGGGGACAAGCCCGCAUCUAGCUCGUCGUCCUCCAGCUCUGCUGGCCAGCAGGGGAGCGACACCGACAAAACUCCUUCGGCGGCGGCGGCGAGCUCCUACGCCGUCAACUUCCCGCCGCUGCUGCCCGCACCCGCUCCCGUCCCCGCCCCCGCACCCGCACCCGCGGUCGCCGGCGCCAUGGGUGUUGCCAAUGCCCACCACAAGAUUGCGCUGUGCAGCAAGUGGAGGAAGGGGAGGUGCCACAACGGGGCAGCGUGUCGCUACUCUCAUGGCGAGGAGGAGCAACGAAUUGUGCCGGAGAUGAGAGUCGGCGGCGGGGGACGUCCGUGCCCGGAGCUCGCCGCCGCCAAGGGAUGGUGCAGGUACGGGCUCAACUGCAAGUAUUGCCAUGGCGGCGUAUAGGAUCGAGGAGCAGCGCCAUGGGAGGGGGGAGUCCUUCAUCUUACAACGCUCGCGGAGGAAACACGUCAGGUUAGAGUCUGGAUCAUAUGACUGAAUCCAUCCGAAUCAUCUGGUCAGCUGUUUUGCUUCUGUUGUGGUCAGAUGAACCACUGCGUUUUUUGUUGCUAGAUCGAGUCUACUCUAGUCAUGCGUUUGAUUUGAUUCGACUCGUGAAUCCAUCCGAAUCUGAAUUCGACCAAGGACCAGUACACUUUUUGUUUCUUUUUUGGUCAGAUGAACCACUGCGAGUUUUCGUUGUCAGGGUCUAGGGGAAAAAGAUUACUAGAACCCAUGAAUUUGAUUUUGAGUCCUAAUAAACUUGAUGCAGUGAUGA
Molecule: messenger RNA, 1599 nt
Organism: Oryza sativa Japonica Group (Japanese rice)
Lineage: Eukaryota; Viridiplantae; Streptophyta; Magnoliopsida; Poales; Poaceae
Source: RefSeq, a predicted model, not a curated record